Lotus japonicus is the source of this 1615-nucleotide messenger RNA. RefSeq lists its product as uncharacterized. The transcript has 8 exons. The record is from RefSeq and is a predicted model, not a curated record. Gene Ontology annotation, biological process: transmembrane transport. The coding region runs from base 288 to 1052 and encodes 254 amino acids. Lineage: Eukaryota; Viridiplantae; Streptophyta; Magnoliopsida; Fabales; Fabaceae.
GGUCUCGAGAAAGCAUAGGUAGAAGAAGAAUGUCUGAGAAUUCUACUCCUUCCAAUAACUCAGCACUUUCAGGUCGCGCUUUCUUCAUUUUCCUUCUCCCAUUUCCACGGGAUAACAAAAAAAUGAUUCGUUUUGCUGCAUCAUGACAUGACAGGACCCGGCAAGCAGAACUGGGCUGCGUCUCCUUCAACAAUUUUCAACCACUUCGCCACCAGUGGACUUUCCGUCGCAGUUGCAACUUCAAUCACUCACCCUCUAGUGCAGAUGUAUUGAAAGUAAGGCUGCAAAUGCAACUUGUUGGCCAGAAAGGUCCUUUGACUGGAAUGGGACAAAUAUUUUUAAAUGUCAUGAAGAAUGAAGGACCAAAGUCUUUAUAUCUGGGUUUGACACCUGCAUUAACAAGGUCAGUUGUUUAUGGAGGACUACGCUUGGGUUUGUAUGAACCCUCUAAGCAUGCCUGUGAUAUUGCUUUUGGCUCCUCCAAUGUUUUAGUUAAAAUUGCUUCGGGAAUGUUUGCUGGGGCUAUUUCAACUGCGCUGACGAAUCCAAUGGAAGUUCUCAAGGUGCGUCUGCAAAUGAAUCCAGACAUGAGAAAGAGCGGACCGAUUUUAGAGCUUCGAAGGACUGUAUCUGAAGAGGGAGUCAAAGCUCUGUGGAAGGGAGUGGGCCCUGCCAUGGCCAGAGCAGGUGCCUUGACUGCAUCCCAGUUGGCUACAUAUGAUGAAACUAAGCAGAUUUUAGUCCGGUGGACAUCUCUUAAAGAAGGAUUUCAUCUACAUUUGAUCUCAAGCACAGUUGCAGGCAUACUGAGCACCCUCAUAACAGCACCCAUGGAUAUGGUUAAAACACGUCUCAUGUUGCAACGAGCAUCCACGGGUGCUAGAAUCUAUAAAAAUGGAUUUCAAUGUGCAUACCAGGUCCUUCUUACAGAGGGCCCAAGGGCACUUUACAAAGGGGGCUUUGCAAUAUUUGCAAGAUUAGGGCCACAAACCACAAUUACAUUUAUAUUAUGUGAGGAGCUAAGGAAACAUGCUGGAUUGGAGGCAAUCUAGUUACAGGAGCCUCCACCAACUAGGCUAGUGCCUACACCAACUGACUAAAUAUUGAUUCUUGAAGUGCUGAGGAACUACUGUAAACAAGGCCUGACUGGGUGAAUUCUUGUAGAUAGUUAUUCUCUUUUCGCAAUGGUGAUUUAAUGCAUUCCCCAGAAUACCAGAUCGCAUUUUCGCAACUAUGCAAACGGUAGUAAAAGAUUCAUCUAUCCAAGCAUCUGGUUGUCAUGUUUUUCUGCUUAUUUCCCAUUUCAUGGAGUGUCUAUUUGUACUUAAAUGGAAGGAGUACAUACUCUUGUAGCACUGUAAGUUUUUCCAGUGGCGCUGACCAGUUAGAGCUCCACAAUUGAAUUAAGUAGAAAAAAUAAAAUGGGUCCCCUCUAACCCAAAGGAAAAAGAAAAGGAAGGGACCAGUCAUUUGUUGGUUUUAACCAUAAGUAUCAUAGGCAAUCUUAUUCGACCCAUGUGUGGGAAAGGUAAUUUGAUAUCAAGAUUUAUUUUCUCUCUCGAGUAGUGCUUCCUUUGAGAGAAAAUAUUACCAUUUCUUUUCUGUUGUUGUAUUA